Molecule: messenger RNA, 2941 nt
Organism: Leptinotarsa decemlineata (Colorado potato beetle)
Lineage: Eukaryota; Metazoa; Arthropoda; Insecta; Coleoptera; Chrysomelidae
Biological process (GO): regulation of gene expression
Cellular component (GO): nucleus
Source: RefSeq, a predicted model, not a curated record
UUUUGUGACUUCAAUGGAAGUCAAAUGCUUAAAUGAUUGUUGGUUAUAUUGUUUAUUGCCAAAGACUGAUUUACCUUUUUGUUAUUGCCACAUAUUAUUGUUAUCAUUGAUGAAAAAAUGCUGGUAGUCCACUGAAAUCUGCUGAAAAUUCUGAUAACCAUGAUUCAAGUUGAAACGGAAAACUGUCAUUUAAGAACUGAUCAAAAAGAAGGACUUUUGGAAGGAAUUUCUGUAAAGACUGAACCUUUUGAUAACUUCUUGACUAAUUCAAGUGUUGAAGCAAAUGCAAAAGAUGGAGUCGAAGGAACAGUUAAUGAGUAUAAGGAAAAUAAUUAUGACAGCAAAGCAGAAAAUUUUUCUGAAGGCGCUGUAUGUGAACAGUUAAAAAACGAAAGCAUUGAUAUAAGUUAUGAAAAUAUAAAAUCUGAAAUUAGUUCAGCGACAAUAGUAUGUGAUGUGUGCAAUAAAAGCUUUGAUGUUGAGGAGGACGUCAAACACAAAAUUGACUGUCGACAACAUUAUGAGUUAACUUCGAGUGACAUGCACUGUGAAGAUAUGAUCGACGACAAUAAAUAUGAAUCAAAUAAUCAGAAUCAAUUGUUGCUCGAAAACCAUGAGGAUAGGCCGUUUCAGUGCGAAAUUUGCUCAAAAUGUUUUAUCCAGAAAAGUCAUCUAAAAACGCAUCAGAGAAUUCAUACAGGAGAAAAGUCGUUUAGUUGUAAAAUCUGCUCGCUUACUUUUAAACAUAAAAAUGAAUGUAAAAUGCAUGAAGAGAGUCACAGCGAAACAAUAUUUGUAUGUAGUUUCUGUUCGAAGUUGUACAAAAGCAGUAAAUCACUAAAAGUUCAUAUACAGAGUGAGCAUAGAGAAGAUAAACCCUUCAAAUGUUAUUUCUGCCCAAGAUCUUUCAAUUAUAAAUAUCAAUUCGAGUACCACAUUGUGAGUCAUUCACAAGAAAAAUUGUUCAAAUGCAAGAUCUGCACUAAAUCAUUCGCUAGAAGUGUUCUCUUGAAAUCUCACGAGAAACUUCACGAAGAGAAAAGGCAGUUUCAAUGUGAAGUCUGCCCAAAGUCUUUCCGAAAAAAAAUUGAAUUUGACAGCCAUACUCGGUCUCAUACGGCAGAACGACCAUUCCAGUGUGCCGAUUGUUCAAAAUUCUUUAUAUCAAAAACUACUUUGAGAAAUCAUGUUAUUACUCAUAGAAAAGAGAAGGAAUUUCAGUGCACUGUAUGUUUGAAAUCCUUCAAUUCCAAAGGACAUUUAAUCCAACACCAGUCAAUUCAUACAGGCGAGAAACCUUUUCAGUGUAAAAUCUGCUUGAAAUCUUUCAGGGUUAUCCAUAAUCUCAAAGUUCAUGAACAACUCCAUAAAGAGGACAAGCCACACAAGUGUGACGUCUGUCUGAAAAGCUUCAAAAAUCGCGACAGACUGAAAAAGCACCAGCAAGUCCAUAACGAAAAGCAGUAUUUCUGCAACUUCUGUACAAAAUCUUUCAAAAAUCCGCAAGCUUGGACGAGCCACCAGUUGAUUCAUGCCGAAAGAAGGCUUCAUAGGUGUGAAAAAUGCCAUAAGUCUUUCACUACCAAAAAUAUCCUCAGAUCACAUGAGAAAAUUCAUAAUGAAGAAAGAAGCUUCCAGUGUAAGAUCUGCCCCAAGUCUUUCUACACGAAUUCCAAUCUGACAGCACACGCGAAGACCCACCUGGAAAAACAGUUCAAAUGCUGUGUAUGUUCCAAAUCGUUUGCUCUGAAAAAGAGUUUGGAGAACCAUCUUACAGUUUGUGAGAAAGGAGAAAAACCUUUUAAAUGUCAAAUCUGCCAACAGUCCUUCUUCCGGGAGAAGACACUGAAAAACCACAUUAGGUUCCAUACAGAAGAAAAACCAUUUGAAUGCAAGCUCUGCUCGAAACGUUUCAUAUACUUGAAAUCUCUGAAGUUCCAUUUAGGGGUUCACGCAGGAGAAAAGCCUCUUCAGUGCAGUGACUGCCCAAAAGGUUUCAGGUGCAAUCAUUCCCUGGAAAAUCAUGGGAGUUUCAUCCACGACGGAAUCCAACUGUUCCGGUGCGAAGUCUGUUGCAAAUGUUUCACUUCAAGGGUCCGCUUGGAGAACCACAAUAGAAUUCAUACUGGUGAAAGACCGUUUCGAUGCAAGGUGUGCAACAAAUCUUUCGCAUUCAAAGGGAAUUUGAGGGCUCACGAGAAGCAACAUUCAGGGGAAAAAUCGCACUGUUGCCAAUUUUGCGGGAAAUCUUUCUACACUCGAAGUGUCUUGAAACAACACAUCAGGAUUCAUACUGGUGAGAGACCCUUCAAGUGCGAGGAUUGCGAAACAUCUUUCAGUCACAAAUCUUCGUUGAAAAUACAUAUGCUGACUCAUACAGAUGAAAAGCCUCUGCAGUGCGAAAUCUGUUCGAAGAGCUUCAAGCACGGAGGGGCUUUACGAGCUCACCAAAAUCUUCAUACGGGAAAAAAGCUACAGUGCCCUAUCUGCCAGAAGUUAUACAUACACAGCAGUAGUUUGGGAAAACAUAUGAAGACUCAUAUGACAGUUCAAGAGGAACUGGCAAAGUUGCCCGACAAUUCUGCCGAAAUUUCGGAAACUCCUUGAAAAGAUUUCCAUAACUUUGGUUGAUUGUCUUCGUUUUCCAGAUUUUUCUCAAAGGACUAAUUUUCACACACAGUUUCAUAACAAAGAUUUAGCUAAUCAGUUGCAUAUUGCACGAGAAUAAAAAUUGACUUUUUUGAAUUUGAGCCAGUAUUUGAAAAUUUUAUUUGUGAUCUCAUGAUUUUUUUUCAAUGAGCCUUUUUUCUGAGAAUAGUACAGCGAACGUGUCACGAGAGACAGCACUAGUAAUAGGGACCAACAUAUAAAACAGUGUUAUUUACGUAAUAUUAAUUUAUUAUUUAAAAAUAUAAAUCUGAUAUAAAAAAAUAUUUUGUGC